UUAAGAAAACUGUUUGCAUUUUUGUAAAAUAAAAAAAAUCCGUAACUAAUAUCUAUAGGAAAUUCCUUUAACACAAUUCUAUACGUUACAACUUGUUUAAAAGAAAAUAAAACUUUUAAUAUUAAUAUUUUAUAUGUCUCCACAAAGUCUACAAUCCCCACCCUCUCUAUAUCCAGCCUAUUCAUACAUUACAACUGUCACAAUGCAUGUUGUAAUUGAUAUUUUUUGAGCUGUAAACUUUUCACUCAACCGUACAAUAUAUCAAUCACAAGUUUUUUUGUGGAAAAAGUCUAAGGUUGUUUAAACAACUAUUUAAAUACUGUGUAGAAGUACUCAUACUGGCACAUGAUGAUGAUUAUAAUGAUGUUGUUGUUGUUUGAAAAAGCAGUAUAAGAUGUGCCUAAAGAAGAUGAUGUUGUAUUGAUGGUGCCAGUUUGUUGAUGUAGUCUAAUAAGAGGGGUUGGUAAUAUUGGCCUUUAUUUUAUUAUUAUCAGUUAAUAGUAGACGUUUGAAUGUGUUAAUAAAGCAAAGGAAUACUUCUUGCAUGUUGUAUUUUUAUCAAAUAAACAAAAUACAAAAACAAGAAAGCAAAAGAUAAGAUUUGUUUUCAUAAGCAAAUAUUAAAAAAAAGUCUCGAAGAAUUAGUGUAAAAGUAAAAAAAAAAUAUGUUUAAAACUUGGCGUAAAGUAGAGCUUAAACGUUGGUAUUCCAUACAACAGAAUUUAGAAAAUGCAAAAUUAACAAAAUUACAUCAAGAAAGGGAAACUAUGAUUGUGUUUGUUUACGAUACCGAGUGUUUAAAAGAUGAAGCUGAUGAUCCGGUUAAGGCAGUUUUAUAUUUCCAUCCCAGUUGGGUUUCGGAUACCCAAAAAGUAGCCUUGUGUGGCCAAUUAAUGGGUUCUUCUUAUUUUCUCAAAGAUUGUUUCUUUAAGCCACGCAUUAUUUCCCUUCAAAAUGGUAAAUUUGUUUUUAAAGAAUUUGGCCGUUUUAUAUUGGCUGUGGGCACCGAUCGUAAUAUCUCUGAUUAUCUGUUACAACAUCGUGCUGACUUAUUGGCCUCUUUGGUGAAGUUUUAUCAUCGUGAUUUGCAACUGGUCUACGAUCAAUUUCCUUUGCAGUCUCAGUACAAGAAUUUAUCGGAAAAAUUAUAUCAUAUAUUUGAAACAUAUCUACCAAUUUUACAAUAUAAUGGAAAUAUUUUUCAAAAUAUACCCAAACUACGUAUUCCCAAAACGGCCAGUAAUAUCUUUUUGGAAGCUAUACAAACAUUGCAGUGUUGUCAGCAGACCAAAGGAGUUUUGGGUGGUGCCAUUUUAUAUCAUAACAAAGUCGUUGCCUCUCAACUUAGCGAUGCUGUUACCAAACAAAUCGUCUUAACCGAUCCAUUGCAUAUAAGAACCACAGGAGAACAAUUAACAUCCACAGAAUUUCAUAUACCCAAUGGUGUCCAAAUGUUAGUAGUCUACCUAGAGACUCUACAAUAUCGUAAACUGCAAGCUGAAGCUCAGAGAGCACAAAAUCUACAGACCACUCAAUUGGGUCAAGGGCCUUUACCGUUUCAAUAUAAUAAACGUAAAAUGAAACGUGACAAAUCUCUUAUAUUCACUCAUAUACCCGAAGAGAAUACUACACAGAGUAUAAGUGAACAUCCCGAAGAACAGGCAGAAGAGGCAGCUAACACCACAGCCAUAACCACCGCUGCUCCUGUAAGGCCUAAAAGUCUUAUGAUGACUAGACCUACACACUUGCCUUUGCGCAUUAAAAACUAUUCGAAUAAAGAAUUGCCCGAAUCGGGUAUAGCUUCCAUUAAUUUCGAUGAAACUGAUUCGUAUCCCGAGUUUAUAGGACGCACCUCUGUUUGUUCCACGCCCAUGGCUGAGAAUAAGGUUUUGGCCGUAGGCAAUAUUAUGUCUAUAUGUGCAAAUCCAGAAGAUGAAAACAACUCCAAUAAACAGGUGGAACAAAACAAUACUUUGCAUCAAAUCAAUAGACGUAAUUCGUUAAAAAAAGAUUUUGAAAAAUUCUUCCACAAUUUUAUAACCAAUCCCAAUAAAAUGGAAAGACGCAAUUCCCUAACCGAUAUCCAUGAUUCUUUAAAGAAAUUCUCCAAAAAGAUUUCUUUAAAACAAAUCUCUCAAAGUUUUAAGACUGAUGUUAAUCGCAAUGGCAAUGCUGCCACUGAUAUGUCGCCAGAUUUCAUAGAUGAAGAAGAGAAUUCUGAUAAUUCGGAUGAGAAUAAUAAAACUUCCCGCACCAUAACAGAUCCCACCAAUCCAGUGUUUAAUGCCAAUGGUCAACCCAUAUCACGUAGUUUAUUUCAAGAAUUCCUGGAGAAGUACUACAAAUUAUGGGGUGAGGCCAGUGAGGAAAGUAAACAAGAUGAGGAUAUAGCCAAGCUAAUAGAAGAGUUUAAAGAAUUCGAUAAUGAGCUUAAGAAAUUGGAUGAAUCACUUAGAAAUCCCACUAAUACUAACAAACCGGAUCGUAAUUUAAAUUUGGAAAACUCUUUCACACAAGCAAAACCUAAAACACCUUUGGAUAAAAAAUCUCUUAGUUUACCCCUAAAGUCUAUAUCGGAUUCUACACCCUCCGGGGAACGUCCAGCUGUAACUACCAACCGUAAACAAUUGGGUGGAGUACCAUUAACACCCCUCAUGGCUAAACUAUCGGUAUUGGCUCUGAAUGAGGAACGCCCAGCUUGGGAUGCUACUCCUGGAGCUAAUAUAGAUAUUCAGACUCCUCUGAAUACUUCCAAGACAUUGGGUGGUAAACGCAAUUCUCUUAAAUGUGAUGAUGCGGUAGAUGUUUUGACUUGUCUUUCCUCGAACGUGGGCAAUCAGGAUGGUUUACAAAAGGCUGAAUUGUAUGUGUGUGGUCAGCAGAAUAUGACACUGCUGUUGAUUAUGGAGGAGGGUUGUUCGCAGCAGGCAAAAAUUGUACAGAAAAUGUUCGAUAUUUGUGUCUCGAAAUUCCCACACAUGGAAUCUCAUCUCAGUCAAACGCUAAACAUUAAUGUUGAAGCAGACAAACGUGAUGGCAGCUAUAGUUUUAUGUGUAUCGAUUCCAAAUGGGAUGCCCUAGAACGUAAUGGUCCAUGGAGUCCAGUAGAAUUAAAUACAUUAGAAUGCAUGCAUCGUGAUAUGUUAAAUAAUAAACAAUUAACCGAUUUAAUAUUACGUUCUUAUGAUUCAGUAUAUUAUGGUUAUAAAGCUGGGCGAACAGAAAUAUUCUAUAAAGAACCGGCUAAAGAAAUAACCGGUAUACCACCACCCUCUGAUGCCAUGGGUAAUAUAGCAAUGAGAGCUAAAGGUCGUUUAGAACGUGAUCAUUCCUAUAUAUUGUUUUAAAAAAAAAAGAAAAAUGGCGGAUAUUAGAGCAGAAAUGCCAAAGAUGCAGAUGCGAAGGAAGAAAAGUUAAAGUUAAUUAAUACUUAAACAUAAAUUAGCAUAAAUAUUAUAAAGACGUUUGUUUGUAUUUUAAACGAAAUCCAUUUUACAAAAAAGGAUUUUUUUUAUAAAAAAAAAAUGAAAAAAAGAAAACAUUCUUUAAGGAAACGUCUUUUUAAACUUUUUAUAGUAAAUUAUUUACAUUUUUAUAAAACAAAUGUCAAAGUUUUUUAAAUGUUUUAGUCUAAAUACUUGUUUGUGUUGUUAACACAGUUUUUGUUAAAAAUUUCAUUUUUAUGUAAAAGCUUUUUUAAAAAAAAUCCUUUAUUUAGCUGUUUAAUUUUAGUUGUUAGCUUAUUGAGUACAAAAAUUGUUUUGCUAAAUUUUGUUAUUUAUUUUAUACAAAAAAAUAUUUAAUAAAAAUUAUAUUAAAACUAGUCCUUAUUAAUUUCAACAUUCCCCUUUAUGAUUUAAGGCUGAAAAAUUAAUUUUAUUAAGUUCUUUUUCUUUCAAAAUCUAAGUUUAAGUUUAUUGUGCCAAUUAUUAAAAAAAAAAAAACAUAAAAAAUUAUUGAAAAAAACAAUAAUAUGCCGUCAAAAACAAGCUUUAUAGCAAACUAAUACAGAAUAAAGCUUAUUUUUUAAAUAUUUAUAAAGCUAUAUUUAUUAUGUAUUUUGUAACAGCAAGUUAAGAUAGAAAAAAAAACAUAAAAACUAAAUAUUUAAAAUAUUUUUGCGUCCUCAGCAGAUUAAGUGAAAAGAAACUUUUAAAAAAUAAUAUAUUUUAAAAUAUUAAAAUACCUACACCACACCCCCUGUUACACCAUCUACAGCAGGCAAAAUUUUAAAAUAUUUUUUACAAAACGAAAGUUUUAUAAACGUAACGUUUUUCCUACAAAACAAAAAAAAAUUGUGCAAUUUUUACUUUAAGUUUUAUAUUGUUGUUGUAAAUUAAAUUAUUUAAUAUUUUUUUCUUAAUGAUUGUAAUUAUAUUUAUAUUUUUUAUGUUAUUGUUUUUUUUAUAAAGAUUAUUGCAAAUUUUCUAUUAUUAUUAUUUUAAUAAAGUAGUGUUGUAUUAUUAUCGCCCAA
This is a messenger RNA of Lucilia cuprina (Australian sheep blowfly), 4474 nucleotides long. RefSeq lists its product as uncharacterized. The record is from RefSeq and is a predicted model, not a curated record. NCBI's taxonomy places the organism in Eukaryota, Metazoa, Arthropoda, Insecta, Diptera, Calliphoridae. Gene Ontology annotation, biological process: vesicle-mediated transport. The transcript has 5 exons. Bases 666 to 3347 code for a protein of 893 amino acids.